UGCUUUUAUUGCGGAAAUCCCAACCGGAAGUUUCACUCGAGUCGUGCCGUGACCGUUUGAGUUGUAACAUCUUUUACACUCAAAGACUUCAGUCACGUCAAACUCCUGAAAGCUGCAGAGAAAUGGACGAGACAACAGACUUUCUUGGUUCAUGUGAUCCUACCAUACCAGAGGAGGGACCGUCAGCGCCCCCACCUGGCUGGUUGGAUGAUGUACAUGGAUACCAGGGCCACAAAGGAGGAGAGAAUGAUAACCCGUUGUAUCCUCCUCCACCUGCAUAUAACCCCACGCCUGAACUGGACAGGAACACGUCUGUGCCCAAUGUCAGGGUCCCUAUAGUGUCAGAGGAUGUGGCCAGAGAGGCCUUGCUCAAGUAUGUGGAAUCAAAAUGGAAGUACAGCGCGAAACCUGCCAGAAACCUGACCUUCAAGGAGCUCAAACCCGUCACUGUGUACAGGUAUCGACUGGAGACCUACACCGAGACGAGGACCAGCUCCUGGCAGUUUGAGCACUACAAUGGACAGCCGGUGGACGGUCCCCAGUACGGGGUGAGUCCUGCACCCUGGGACAUUCCUGUGGUGUUACCUGAGAGAUUCACUGAGAGGGUGGAGCAGCUCCGCGUGCCGCACUCGUCCGUCAUCAAGGUGUGUCACAAGUGUCACGGCUGUGGAAGGACUCGCUGUGGUAGCUGCUUCGGUAAAGGCCAGAGUCGUUGCUCUAGCUGCCAUGGCAGCGGUUACAGAAAUAGGCCGGGCAAUCACAAGAACUCUGGGAGAACGCGUUGUACUUUCUGUCACGGGAGAGGCCGUAAGAGGUGUAUUUCCUGUCAGGGCCACGGCUUCAAGACCUGCACUGUUUGUCACGGCAGCCAAAACCUGCUGCACUUCAUCCUGCUCACAGUGACAUGGAAGAACAACGUUGAGGAUUUCAUUCCGGACCGUCAGCCCGACUUUCCAGACAAGAAGUUUGAGGGGGUGACGGGAGAUCCUUUCUUUGUGGAUGAAAACGUUCUGGUGUAUCCUAUCCAGGGCUUCCCCGAUGACGAGAUCUGUGCUGUUUCUAGAGCCAUGAUAAACCAACAUCUCAAUAAAUUCAGCUCCACCAGCCGCAUCCUGCAGCAGCGUCAGACCAUCGAGAUGGUUCCUCUGACUCACGCUUAUUACACCUACAGCGGGAAAGACUACAGCUACUUUGUCUACGGGACGGAGAACAAAGUGUUUGCCGCCAAAUAUCCCACAGCGUGCUCGAUUCUAUAAACAUCACAUGCUUUAUGUGUCCUGUGCUCAGGACGGCACAUGUUCAGCUGUAGCCCAGACUGUACCAACAUGUAGGCCUCUAUACAGGCAAUGUAUCACAGAGAUGUUGUAUUGUGUCAAUAUUGUACCAGUUUGUUUACAAUAGUCAUCAGAAUUAACGUCAUAUAUUCACCAGUGUAAUCCUCCGAGUCUGCAGACAUCAGUGGUCAAACAAAUAAUCGCCCGUUGGUACCUUCAAACUGUUCAUCCCUUUGAACGAGUAGAUAUAACGUUUCUUUAACAUGAGGGGCUGAAGCUGCAGGUUUUCAGAUAAUCGGCGGCAGUAGCUCAGUCUGUAGGGACUUGGGUUUGUGCAUGUGUAUAUAUUUCAGCCUAUGAGUGUGUUGCAUGACUUAGGCUGCAGAGUGUAAAAACGGAAUUUCCCCUUGCGGGAUCAAUAAAAGUAAAUCUUAAUCAUUUCAUCUUUUUAAUUUCCCAUUUCCUGUAAACGAUGUGUGGUUACAUCACCUGACCACCGAAGUAAAACCGGGAUAUGAGUUUGGGGCAGUUGGGGCCUUUUUACAGCACACAGGACGUGCCGGUGUUACGUUUUAAAUAGUGACCAUGUUAAGUGGUGACUUUCCGCCUGAAUGCGUCUGUGGUUGUCGGACGUUAUGUGUCCAAAUAAUGGCCUCUUUGUUUAGUUUUUUAUUAAAUACAUAUCUAAUAAGUAUGUAUGACAUUGUGAUGAUACAAAAACUGAACAUGGAGGUAUUUGUUUGGACACUUUCAGUCGCGUUUGUCUGAAAGUCUUCAGUUAACACGGUCACUCUUUUGGCCGUAACACCAGAAUGUCACUUUACUGAUGUUUAAAUGUAGAGGAGACUCUCACUCCUUACAUCGAUGUAGGAUGAAAGUCUACAAAAGUAUAGAGAGAGAGAGUGAGGACAGACGGAUUUGAGCGCGGGCCUCCUGCUUGGAGGACUACAGCCUCCGUACAUGGGGCAUGCACAGUAACCACCAGGCUAACGGGGCCCUGUUAACACAAUAUGUAAUGUGAGCAUGAGGAGAAGUGUGUUCUUUCAGCGUCUAACAGCGUUAAUCCACAAAGUUCCUCUUCUCUGUGUUUUCUUUCUCAGAUUAAAUACUGUAGUAGAAGAAGAAUUUAGUCUUGUUUGUCAGAAGUGUGUGACCUCACAUGAAAGCUAUGAAUAUUAAGUGUGAUAGAUUUGAUACAUUUUGUGUAAAAUUAGGUUUUUAUUUUCAUUCAGACGAGCAGAUGAAUGCAGCCAUGAUGUCUGACAGGCUCCGUGUAAUCCAGCAGUAUAGAGAAUAAUCUGCACGUGUGUACUAACCGCUAACGCUACCUCUGCGUCGUCUCAUCAGACUGACAUUACAUUUACAUCCCAUUCAGUAUCCUGCCUGACGGAUCAUGUUGUUCUGAUCUCUCCGAGUUGAUUUAUAGACGUCUUUAAUGUCAUAUCCAAAGUAGACCCCUUCCAGAGAGGGGGUGUGGUCAGACACAGCUCAUUUACAUAUUUAAAGGUACAGACACAGAAACAGUCUGUUCUGAGCAGGGCUGAAAUAGAGGGGUUUAUAGACAUGAUCAAAUACAGGAUCAGAGUGGAUUUAGAACAAGAAACUUCACACACAUGUUUUGAGGAGCUCUGAGACUUAUUUACACUGAAGAAGAAGAGGAGGAUAUGUGACCUUUAAAGCUACAGACCAAAGUCUAGGAUGGCUCUCGAUCACUGUUCUCUGCUACAAACUGUAUGUGUUUAAACUUGUUGUUGUGUGUAUGUUUUAACGUUCUUAUUCUUCAGCUCAGGACUCUUUGUGCAUCAAAUCUAAAGUUAUGAAUACAAUCCAUCCUGACGCUCGUCUUUUAUAAUAGUUUUUUGUACGUUUGAUAUCGUAUCAGCCUUUGAGGGCUGGCUUUCACCACUUUUGUAUUUUAUAUGUUAAAGAAAAACUAAAAUUGUUUUUUAAUGUAUGAAUGGGAGUACCUCUUAAACUAACUCACUCAGACUCUCUGAGGCUCAACGUCUGUUUAUCAUUUCAAAUAUUUUAUACAACACGUCAAAAUCUGACAAAUGUAAUCAGUAAAAAUGUCACCAAUAAAGUUGUUGAAAACGUC
Messenger RNA from Labrus mixtus (cuckoo wrasse), 3372 nucleotides. RefSeq names its product ssu-2 homolog, tandem duplicate 1 (gene ssuh2.1). The record is from RefSeq and is a predicted model, not a curated record. The transcript is spliced from 12 exons. Gene Ontology annotation, molecular function: heat shock protein binding. The coding region runs from base 123 to 1256 and encodes 377 amino acids. Lineage: Eukaryota; Metazoa; Chordata; Actinopteri; Labriformes; Labridae.